Spodoptera litura is the source of this 7957-nucleotide messenger RNA. RefSeq names its product dedicator of cytokinesis protein Ziz (gene Ziz). Gene Ontology annotation, molecular function: guanyl-nucleotide exchange factor activity. NCBI's taxonomy places the organism in Eukaryota, Metazoa, Arthropoda, Insecta, Lepidoptera, Noctuidae. Gene Ontology annotation, biological process: small GTPase-mediated signal transduction; positive regulation of GTPase activity. The record is from RefSeq and is a predicted model, not a curated record.
GCUGGCUGUCAUACUGUCACUUUUGUUCGUAUUUCGGUGUGUCGCUUCUUCCUUCUUCGUUCGUAUUGCGGUUUUCGGCAUUUUGUAAAUGAAAAAUGAUUGAUUUUUCAAAAAAUAUAAAUACAUGUGGUACUCAAAGUGUAUACCUGUGAUUGUUUUUAGAUAUUGUGUGUUAUAAGUUUAUCCACCAUGCCUCCAGUGAAUUCUAAGGUGAAAAAGAACGGCGCAGAAUAUGAGAAUAUCAUUGCCAAAAAGUGUACGGCAUUGGAUUUUGAGCAAUACAUCCAAGACAAUAAGACCCUUCUCUUGAAUGAUCCACUGCGAGAUAUACUCCUGUACCCAACCGAUGAUGUUUCUAGUGUUGUUCUGCCGCGUCGCUGGAGGACCGUUACGACCGCCGUUCCUGAUGUUAGGACAGCUGCCUCCUGCCCUCUCCUCACAAGACAGGCACUCCUCAGCUAUGCCUCCAGUUGGAAUCUCAUACAUUACAAGUUCAGCAAUUAUGCAGGCAGCUACCUCAAUUUACCUCGGCCCAUUGAAAAUAAAUUUCCGGAGGAGGUGUAUGAUAUAGAUGCCGAAACUGAGAGUGACAAUGAGGGUCAGGCGGCUAAAUUGGACCUUGGCACGAAAGAAGGACAUCUGCUCAAGGGACCUGAAAUUGGCUCAGAUAGAAUAUUCAGUAACCUUGCUUCAAAGUCAUUUAAGAAACGUUAUUGCUCAAUGGUUAGAGAGGCCGAUGGCACGUAUAUACUUGAAGUGUAUAAGGACGAGAAGAAGACGGAUACGAAGCUCACUAUCGUUAUGGAUUUUUGCUCUGAUGUUGUCAGGAAUCCUAAAAAGGGAAGGUUUUGUUUCGAAUUACGCAUGGCCGGCGGUAAAGGCUAUACGUUUGCAGCUGAAAAUGAAGAAGAUGUAAAUGAUUGGAUUAACGCUUUUAAAGCAGCCUUGAAGAAAAACCAGGAUAGCCAAGAGACUCACCAAAGUGAUGAAGCUUUGGACAAAGAUGCGGACGUAUCUCUGACAGCGGAACCUCCUCCUCCCACGUACGGCACCCUGAAGGGCUUGGAGCACAGUAUGAACCCGCUACUCAUGCGGUAUUCCCGCGAGACAGACAUGUCUAUAGCGGCGGCGCGCAAUGAGUGCCGCUACAACAUCUUCAGCAUGCCAUACAAACGCGCGCCCUCGCCUGAACCUCAGCUCGAACCAUUUAAAGAACACUUUGGCCAAAGAAUUUUGCUCAAAUGCGAAAGCUUAAAGUUUAGGUUGCAAGCGCCGAUAGACGGCGAUAAAGAACUGUUGUGUCAAGUAGAGCCUUAUUACACGUACUUAGCGCUGUACGACGCGAGGAGUGGGAAGAAGCUCUCGGAGAACUUCCACUUCGACCUGAACCAUGAUGCCGUGAAAGAUCUAGUCAAGGAUACCGAGGAUACGAAGUCAUUAGUUGAGAAUUUUAGUUACGAUGUUAAGUUAGACGUUAAUCAGAUACCGGAAGAGUGGUUUAGAUCGAAGAAACAGGUAAUGCUGUCUGUAAACAAUCCGCACCCAGACUUGUUUCUCGUAGUAAGGAUUGAUAAAAUCUUACAAGGCCACGUGAGUCAGGUGCUGGAGCCUUACCUCAAGGCCACCAAGGACCCGAGACUUGGCCUCAAAGUACACAAGAAUGUCCAGGCGUAUGCAAACCGCGUGGGAACUUACAGGAUGCCCUUUGCUUGGGCGGCGAAACCUUUGUACAAAAUGUACAGCAAUGAUUUAGACUUGACGCCGGAGUUCCCAGCCAUAUAUCGACAGGAACCGAAUAAGAUGUCUGAUGAUGACCUGCUGAAGAUAUUGUCAGACUAUCGCAAGUCCGAGAAGAUGUCGAAACUGACUGUGAUACCAGGAUGGCUCAGCAUUAACAUAAAUCAGAGCAAUGAACAAGUACCAAAUUGCAUGUCAACUUCGUACGCAGCAUUGAAACCUUUUCCUUUACCGCCUACAUCGCCGCUCACAUUAGAACUGGCUACUCUAAACGUGGAGCCAGAGCAGCCGUAUGCAGCGUACAUACACCAUUUGUACGUGCGUCCCCUCGCCUUGAACUUUGAAUCUCAGAAGAUGUUUGCCAGAGCUAGGAACAUUGCGUGCUCUAUUGAGCUGAGAGAUAGCGAUACGGGUGAAAAUAAACCGAUGCAGGCUGUAUACGGACGGUUCGGCAUGACGUCACAGUACCGAUGUUCGGUGUUACAUCACAAUGCGAACCCCACCUGGAGUGAUGAAGCCAAGAUUCGUCUUCCCGCCACCAUAACUGCGCAACAUCACCUCCUGUUCACCUUCCACCACAUAUCUUGCGACCUUGCCAAGAAAAAUGAUGCUAACGUUGAAACUUGUAUUGGGUACGCGUGGAUCCCAUUAUUGAAGAACGAUAAACUGGUGGAUGAGGUUGUAAACUUGCCCAUUGCGACACACUUGCCAUCUGGAUACUUGUCCAUUCAGCCACUGGGACUUGGGAAAGGAAACACCGGUCCAGAAGUGGUUUGGGUGGAAGGUGAGAAGCAGCUGUUCCGUUGCCAACUGGUCCUGGACUCCACAGUGGCUACCAGAGACCCUCACCUGCACAACCUGUUCAGUCAGGCUGAGAGACUGAUCAAAUCCAGUUCACCUCCAACUUCACCCUCCCCUCCACCGUGGAAUGACGUAUGCAACGCCCUCAAAGCUGCGCACGCAAUAAAAUUGAGCUCGCUCGUAGCUUUCCUGCCAACUAUUAUGAAUCAACUGUUUGAAUUAAUGACAGUUGAAAAAAGUUACACUCAGGACAUGGGUUACCAGAUUGUGAAACUGAUUGUGCAUUUUGUGCAUAUGAUACACGAUUACGGUCGGAAGGAUUUGUUGGAUAGCUAUGUUAAGUACGUAUUUAACUGCGUAGAAUUCAAACUGCACACAAUGUUGACGGCUCCUUUACACAUGUUCGUGGAUCCCAACCAGCCGGACUUUUUGCUCGGUAACAAAUUCAUGCAGUACUCCGGCUUCUUCUUCGAUAUAAUCACUAAGAGUAUGGCGCAGUACCUUAUCAAUACCGGGAGGAUAAAAAUGUCACGCCACGAACGGUUCCAUGCAGAUCUUCUAGAGAACAUUGAGAAAUUAGUUACGACUGUGGAACCUUCGUACAUUUUACAACAACCAAUGCAGACUCAUAUAUUCAACAAAAAUCUUGCCACAUUUCUAAAAUCUUGCCUAUCAUUCAUGGACAGAGGUUUCGUGUUCCGACAGAUAAAGAAAUACCUCGAUAAGUUCAAAGUCUGCGAUCCUAAAGCGUUGUUUGACUUCAAAUUCACGUUCCUACAAACUAUAUGUUCACAUGAACAUUUUGUGCCGUUCAAUCUGCCUUUACAUGCCAAUAAAUUGCCUAAAGAUGGCGAUGAAGAUCCCGCCAAGCUGAGGCUCACUGAAGAUUUUAUUAUGAGACACUUUCUUGCCGGAACCCUGCUAAAACAAGUGGAACAGUCACUGAGAGAGGCGCCCAUGAAGCGUAGGUCUGCGCUGAGUGUGUUGCGAGCUUUACUGACGAAGCAUGAACAUGAUGACAGAUAUAGGAGUCGACAGUGCAGAGCGAGGCUCGCGUAUUUGUACUCGCCGUGGCUUACUAUUGUACUCGAAAACGCACAUCGUCUAAUAACAAAGAACUUGGCGAGUCCAAUAGAGAAUGGUCACGACAGAGUGGACGGCGACGGCUCGAUGAACCCGGUCCUCAACAGCACCCAGAAGGAGGCCGCGUCCGCCAACAGCACGCCGCGACGGAACAGACUCACCUUACACUUCGACCACACCCCCGUCAGGAACUCCGCACAUUUCAAGGAACCGCCCACUAUACCGGGGAAUCAUAUGUAUGGCAAAGAUCACACCAACAACAUGUCACAAAGCAGUUUAGAAUCAGUAUCUACUAUGUCCGGAGGUGACUCGUUACCAAGAAACAUUGGACGACUGGACUUGAGUGAAAUUGGUGAUCAAGUUAAUAGAUUUGGUGUUAUGUCCGCGGAAGAGGUGCGCGAUGUUCUACUGUGCUUCCUGUACGUGUUGAAGUAUUUGGACGACGAGAGACUCGUGGACUGGUGGAGGACACAGUCUCAGGCUCAACAGCAAUCCUUCUUUAAUGUGCUGGAAAUAUGCGCAGAACAAUUCCAAUAUGUCGGACGGAAGAAAAUACUAUCAGAAAUGAAAGCAACUACACCGGACUGCAAUGGCAAGCCAAAGCCAGUAAAAGCCAGGACGUUACCCGCCAGGAUGAGCCCGCCCGACUUUUCAAAGGAACCACCAAUAGUCGUGGAGAAAAAUAAUACUGUUAAUAGAGAAAAUCUUGUUAAUCCAUCUGUUACUACUGAAUUGGAGGCAAUAGCGGAACAUACAGUGCUAUCAGCGAGCUGCCUCGCUACAGAAGUGGGUCUGACCAUCAUAGACCGCGCGUGUCUCUUCAUGAAGAACCUGGGCGCGGCUGACGGGGUCGCGGCGAAGCCCUAUCUCAAACUACUGCAGUACCCACAGAGCGAGACUUUGUAUAAACACCUGUUUUCAGCUCUGAGAGCGUAUAUUAAUCAGUUCUCUGAGACUCUGUUUGAAGGCGGUAGUACGGUGUGCUCGGUGGUGGUGUCGGGCGUGGUGGGCCUGUGCGAGGCGCGCGCGGCGUGGCUGCGGCGCGAGGCGGCGGCCGCGCUGUACCUGCUCAUGCGCGCCAACUUCCAGCACGGCGCCGGCGGGGACCUCACAAGGGUACAUCUACAGGUCAUCAUGGCUGUAUCGAAAUUAUUGGACAACUCCACCGCGCUUAACUGCAAGCGCUUCCAGGAGUCGCUCUCUGUCAUCAACUGCUUUGCGACUGGCGACAAAGCUAUGAAGGGAACUGGUUUGUCGAGUGAAGUGGCGGAGCUGAUGCGGCGCGUGCGCACCGUCGUCGGCGCACGCGCGCGGCUCGCGGGGGUGGGCGGGGUCGGUGCUUCUGGGGCAGGCAGCGUCCAGCUGGCGGAGCUGCAGCACGCGCUGGCGGCGUCGUGCCGCGCCACGCCGCGCCUGCGACACGCCUGGCUCUCCAACCUCGCCGACCACAACGCCAGGCAGGGGGACUAUGACGAGGCAAUGUGCUGCCAACUGCACAUCGCAGCGCUAAUGGCGGAGUACCUCAAACUGAGAGGCACUCAACAAUGGGGAGCCGACGAGUUCGCAGAGAUCUCACUCAACAUACCACGAGACGAGACCGGCCUUAAAAUCGACGAGGGUGCAACUUUUGGUGCUUUUGGUGGCCUUGGUAUGACAGACGUGCACUACAACGAGCAGGCCUUCCUCGACCAACUCAUGGUCUGCACAGAAGCCGUCGACAAAGCAGAGAGAUAUGAACUCUUAGGCCCACUAUAUAGGCUCAUAAUCCCUCUGUACGAGCGAAGAAAGGACUACCAAGCAUUACUAGCCUGCUACCAACACCUAACCAAAGCAUACGCCAAAGUAAUAGAAGUCACUAACUCUGGAAAGCGUCUACUAGGUAGAUUCUAUAGAGUCGCAUUCUUCGGUAAAGCGCAUUUCGGUGAAGACGAGGAAGGCAUAGAAUUCAUCUAUAAAGAACCUAAGCUAACAUCUCUGAGUGAAAUAUCGGAGAAAUUGCAACAGUUUUACGAACAAAAGUAUGGAGCUGGAAACGUCAAGAUGAUCAUGGAUUCGGCGCCGGUGAACCGUGACGACCUAGACAGCAAACUAGCAUAUAUCCAAGUGACCUGGGUACGAGCUGCACCAGAAGGUGUAGUAGUCUCCGGCGGAGGAGAAGGUUCCUUCGAACGAGCGCAUAAUGUACGGCGCUUCGUGUUCGAGACUCCUUUCACAAGAGACGGAGCCGCCAGGGGCCCAGUACAUCAUCAGAGGAUCAGACUCACGCAUUUAACUACGGAUUCAUGGUUUCCGUACGUCAAACGUCGCGUGCCCGUCAUCGACACGCAAGUUGAAGAGAAGAGUCCGAUAGAGGUCGCUGUCUCCGAAAUGGAGGGACAAGUCACUGAGCUGCAGGAGAUCGUUAAUGCAAAGGCGCCUGAUAUUAAGAAAUUGCAACUAAGAUUACAAGGCAGCGUGUGCGUACAAGUGAACGCGGGUCCACUGGCGUAUGCUAACGCCUUCCUAGACCCCACCCUGGCACCCAUGUACCCUGACGACAUGGUGGAGAAGCUUAAAAAUAUUUUCAAAGAGUUCCUAACCGUAUGCCACGCAGCAUUACAGCUCAACGCGAAACUGAUCAGCUCCGACCAGGUGUCGUAUCACGAAGCUUUGGAGACGAAUUUCUACAAGCUAAGUCACUCCCUCUCAGGCAUGUUGGGGCAGCCAUUACAAGACAUAUUAGUCAACGGUAACUUAAGCACUACUGUUCCAGGCGUAGAACUAGAAUCCAGUAACGCUUGAACCAAGAGCAACGUUCUGAUUGGUCCAUUGUAGCCACCAAUCGAAUGAUAUGGAUGUAACGGUAACCAAUCAGCUUUGAGCAGGUAUUUAUGCUGUCGUGACAACAUUGGUUUGCAAGUAAAAUGAAAAUACGCGCAAUUGCUUAUAAGGGGAGUUUGAAAUUGAGCAAUAUUGACUUUAAGCGGAUUUUUAACGCUUAAGAAUGUAGCUUUUCAUUCUAUAUGUUAGACAAUUAUAAAAUGUAUACCUUAAAGCUCUUUAGCGGUUGGAAAACUUUAAUGAAAUUCGGUUUGCUUUUGAAUGUGUAAAGAAAUGUGGUUUUUGUUUUCUCAAGUGUCAUACUAAACUGAUCUCUGUAUUUAUUUUCGAAAUUUAUUCAUAAUGGCGCGUCAUGGCUUUACAUUUGUCUGAAAAAUUAUCGGUAUUAAAAUCUCAAAGCUAGUGUAAGUCGGGCCAGUACAAAUGUUUCAUUGGAAACCGAUGUAAAGUUAGCUAGCCUCUUGUUUUGUAGAGGUAAUAACUACCAAAAAUAGGAUAUGUUCCCCUUUUAGGCCACGCUGAAUGUUAACUCGAUAAAAUAUAUAAACUACGUCUCAAUCCGAAAGACUGUACUCUCAAAAAGUUAGUCUAAACUUAGGUAAUGCAUUUAAAAUCUCAAGAGUUAGGACUAUGAAUUAACUAUAAAAAACGGUUUAAUCACGUAAAUGUGAGUAAACGAGCAUGAAUUAACUAAUAUCGCGGGUUACUCACGUGAAUAUACUGAGUAAAGCACUACUAGUUUCGAACCACAGAGGGGUUCUUUCUCAUGAGCAGCGUACAGCUCACUGGGUAAGCUGCGCGACCUAGCCGCGCCCGCGCAUGCUUUUACCAAGUGAUUUUACAUAAUUUAGUACGUCUCACGAUAGUUAUUAUAAAAACAUAAACGAGCAUGCAUGAAAAGACUGAUGACUGUUGAUAAAGCGAAAGAGAUAUGUAACCAUCGUAGCAAUUGGCGUUCCAUAGUCACAGCCUACGUCCAUCGGAGCCAGGAAGUUAUAUAUGUUUGGUUGAACUGAGAAAAGCUCUAUUACAUUUAGUUAGUUUACUAGCAGCCUACUGUAGGCUACGCAACGUCGCCGCGACGCUGCUCAUGAGGAAGAACCUCCCUCAACUGGAAACUAGUAGAGCUUUCCUAACUAACUAUAUUUACGUGUGAGAACCGUAAUUUUUAGUCAAUUCAGUAUGUCUCACGAUAGUUACUAUAAAAAUUAAGACUAUGAGUCAAAUGGCACUUCUGAGCACAUGUUAUAGAUCUGAAAAAUUGCUCUCUUGAUUAAAACUUUUUAGUAGUUUAAAAUUUUGUAAAAAUAUGUCGUUGUACAAAUAAAGUAGAUUUAGUUUCUCCCUGAUAUGAAUGUAAGGGUUCCAAAUAGACAAAAAUUAAACGUUUUAGUAUGAAACAGGUAUUUAUAAAACUUUUAACGACUCGUAGAAUGUAGUGGAAAGAACAAGACAUUUGAAAUGGUAAUGCAGAACACCAAAACACAUAAUGAUCGUACAAUAAUUUAAAAAAAUA